Messenger RNA from Cucurbita maxima (winter squash), 2580 nucleotides. RefSeq lists its product as uncharacterized. The transcript has a single exon. Lineage: Eukaryota; Viridiplantae; Streptophyta; Magnoliopsida; Cucurbitales; Cucurbitaceae. The coding region runs from base 203 to 2488 and encodes 761 amino acids. The record is from RefSeq and is a predicted model, not a curated record.
GAAGUAAGAUAUUGGUCAAAAGAAGAAAAGAAAGUCAAUGUUUUGCUUUAUCCUCCUCCAUAAUUGACCAGUCCUUUCUUAGCCUUCCAGUUCGUCUCUGAAAUCUUUUUCGUUCUCAAUUCUUCAUUUCAACAAGCCUACAAAAAAUGGGAACACAACCAGACAUGAACAAGACCAAAUUCAGCUGAAAAAACCCACUCCCAUGGCUUCCCUGACUGAGAAAUUUCCAGUCCACACUCUGUUUCUCGAAACACCACCCUCAAAUAACCAGACGCUCGAUAUAAUUCCACCAAGAGUUAAAGAAAUCUGGGAAGAAUGGAACAUUAGAGGCCUAAUCCUCUUCAGUCUCUCCUUACAAACCUUCCUAAUCCUCUGUGCUCCUCUCAGGAAACGCACCUCUAGAAAACUCCCCAUCUUCCUCCUCUGGUCUGCCUAUCUCCUCGCCGAUUGGACCGCCAGUUUCAUCGUCGGCCUCAUUUCCAACAACAACGACGACAGCAGUAACAAGAAAAAGUCCGAUGCCAAUCAAGAACUCCUCGCCUUCUGGGCCCCUUUUCUUCUCCUCCAUCUCGGCGGUCCCGACACCAUUACCGCCUUUGCUCUCGAGGACAAUGCCCUCUGGCUUCGCCAUUUAAUCGGCUUGAUUUUUCAGGUCGUUGCCACUGUUUAUAUUUUCAUUCAAACCAUUCCCCAAAACAAGCUCUGGGUUCCUUCCACUUUGAUGUUUCUUGCAGGAAUCAUCAAGUACGCCGAGCGGACGAGGGCUCUGUAUUUGGCGAGUUUGGGGAGUUUCAGAUCCUCCAUGCUUAAGGAGCCUGACCCAGGUCCUGAUUAUGCUAAAUUAAUGGAGGAGUUUUCUUGUAAGGAAACUGCCCAUUUGCCUACUCGCAUUGAUCUCGUCGAAGAGCCUAACAAAGAAUGGAGCCCUUUCACAAGCACAGUAAAACAGGGUACUCUGAAUGAGCUUGAGGUUGUUCAAUACGCCUUUCUUUAUUUUAACAAAUUCAAGGGUUUGAUUGUUGAUUUGAUAUUUAGCUUUAAGGAGCGAAAUGAAAGCAGGGAUUUCUUCUUGGCAAGAACCCCAAUUGAUGCCCUCAAGAUCAUCGAAGUUGAACUCAACUUCAUAUAUGAAGUUCUCUUCACCAAACUGGUUGUUCUUCAUAACAAAUAUGGAUGGUUUUUCAGAUUCGUUUCUGUAUCUUCUGUGAUUACGGCUUUGAUUCUGUUUACCCAUUUGGAUAAAACUGAUUUUGACAAAAUUGACGUUAGGAUUACUUAUGCUUUGCUUAUUGGGGCUUUAGUUUUAGAAUUGAUAUCCAUUUUCAUGACUAUCUCCUCUGAUUGGACUGUGGCUUCCCUUAAAAAGGAUGAUUCCUGUGUUGCCACCAUUUUUAAACACUUCCUCCGCCUCAAAGGGCUGAGAUUGUCUGAGCAUAACAAGCCACCAUUCUCAGGCUGUAAGAAGCUCGACACUCCACGAAUCGUUCGUCGAUGGUGUGAGUCUGUGUCUCAGUUCAAUUUGAUAUCAUAUUGCCUCUGUGAACGUAUUCCAAUGGAUGAUUUGAGGAACAAAUCAUUCUGUUGUGGCUGCAAUCUUGCUUGGAAGAAACUUAUUCGUUGGUUUCGUGAUGCAAAGGUUGUUGUGGUUGAUUAUCUUGGUGCCAAAGAGUUCCUUGAUGAUUGGAAAUAUGUCUCCAGACAGCCCGUUUUUGAGGAUCAUUGGGGCUUUAUCUUCCGAGAGAUGCAAGACAAGUCCAAAGCUGCAGAAAGUGCACAAGUUACUGAAGCAAUAUGUUCAUCUAGAGGCUCCUAUGCAUUGAAAUCAAUGGAGCUUAACUCGAACGCCGAUGUCGAUGAGCUGAUAUCCUACUUCAACGAUGUUGCUUUUGACGAGAGUGUUAUUCUAUGGCACAUAGCUACAGAACUUUGCUUCCGAGACGAACAAAACACGAGCGCCAACAACAAAACUCUUACUCCUCCAGAAUUCAGCAAGCUGUUAUCAGAUUACAUGCUCUACCUAUUGGUGAUGCUCCCCUCAAUGAUGUCGGUCGUGGCAGGACUUGGGGAAAUAAGGUUCAGGGACACCUGUGCCGAGGCGAAAAAGUUCUUUGACCGACGAGGAUUGGAGUGUAGCUCGAACGAAGAUACAAACAGAAGGGCUUGUCGGGAGAUACUCGGGGUGAACAUAAAAGCGAAACCGGUGACAGUGAAGGGAGAUAGAAGCAAAUCUGUACUGUUUGAUGCUGCAAUACUUGCUAAGAAGCUAAGAGAGUUCAAAGAGGAAAAAUGGGAGAUUAUGAGCAAAGUGUGGAUCGAAAUGUUGGGAUAUGCAGCCAGCCAUUGCAGACCAGACCAACAUGCUCAACAGGUCAGUAAAGGAGGAGAGCUCAUCACUUUGGUUUGGUUGUUAAUGGCGCAUUUCGGGCUUGGAGAACAGUUUCAAAUCACUGAAGGCCAUGCCAGAGCAAAACUCAUAGUAGAUAAGUAACUACACCUGACUCUCAUUUUCUUUAAUGGGUUUGUUCUCUACCUUAACCCCGACCCCGAAAGCUUGUUUAUCAAUGAAGAAUUUGUUUUUUU